This is a messenger RNA of Daldinia loculata, 443 nucleotides long. RefSeq lists its product as uncharacterized. The record is from RefSeq and is a predicted model, not a curated record. Bases 5 to 370 code for a protein of 121 amino acids. NCBI's taxonomy places the organism in Eukaryota, Fungi, Ascomycota, Sordariomycetes, Xylariales, Hypoxylaceae. The transcript has 2 exons.
GCGAAUGUUAAACCGAGUAAUUGCUAGGGAAGAAACACUCCCAGCGGUCUGUUAUAGCAAUUGUAACAAUGCAGUCAUUGAAGCACAAAAGGUUGGCAAAUCGGGAUCGCUAUGUGUACCCGACUCCGCCUUUAUGGUAUACCGCGAUGCGUGUAAGAAUUGCAUUGAAGGUAAUGGAGGGAAUUGGACGUCGACGAAUGAAGGGGACGCGGGAAACGCCAUGGACCAGUGGCUCCAUUAUUGUGAUACGAAACCUUUAGGUUCUAUUACGCCUGCAGGAGGAUCAAAUUCGACAAGCUCCAAGUCUAUACCAUAUGAAAUUGUGACGACGACGUUACCAGGGUAUGUGUUAGAAACUCAUAUCCUCUGAAAGUAUCCAAUAUAAGUCCCCAAACCCAGUAGCUGGGGGGGGAAUUUGCGCUAAUCUCAUUUUUAGUAUGUAU